AUGGGUGAGAACGUCACUCUGGACAUGGGUAAAACCGGGUUGCAAUCAAGGCCGUCACUCGGGCCAUGGCUAGGGCCAUCAUUCUGUGCACAACUAUGGCUGGGUGAAGCCAGGACCGUCACUUCGGCCAUGGGCCCUUCCAUCUUCAUCGUUCGCAUUACAGUUUCUCCACGGCCUCAUAAGAAGGAAGGUCAUCCUCCCCCAGGGCCGGGAAAGAAUCUCGGCCACACCAUGGCCUUGGCCCACGUCGACUUUCCAAGACGAAGGAUAGUUGGUGGACAGCCACGACGCGGGGAUCCGCGGAUAUGGCUCAACCCUGGUUCUGGAGAAGCUACAGGGGGGAGGCCACUGGAGCAGGUUAGAAUGGAGGGGAAGGAGUGA
Molecule: messenger RNA, 381 nt
Organism: Prunus armeniaca (apricot)
Lineage: Eukaryota; Viridiplantae; Streptophyta; Magnoliopsida; Rosales; Rosaceae
Source: the annotation of a GenBank genome assembly